Molecule: messenger RNA, 1685 nt
Organism: Seriola aureovittata
Lineage: Eukaryota; Metazoa; Chordata; Actinopteri; Carangiformes; Carangidae
Gene: yrdc
Product: yrdC N(6)-threonylcarbamoyltransferase domain containing
Exons: 6
Coding region: 93-893 (266 amino acids)
Biological process (GO): regulation of translational fidelity
Cellular component (GO): cytoplasm
Molecular function (GO): double-stranded RNA binding; nucleotidyltransferase activity; tRNA binding
Source: RefSeq, a predicted model, not a curated record
GCGUAACCCGGAAGACUUUUCUGUGAUGUCAUCUGGCGACAACAUGCUCCUCGGCUGUGAAUCGAAAAGUCCGUGGUUGUAGCUUUGGUUUUAUGAAGUCAGUUUGUAACAUCGCUGUUGAAUUACUCAAAUCAAGAGGAGCUCACAGAUCCGCCGCGGCUCGCCGAGUCGGAGCAGAAAUGUGCAAAGAGCUCAAAACCAAAGUGCUGCGUUUACUGCCGCCGACCUCCAACGGGCCGACUGUUAACCAGGAGGGCCAAACAGAUGGUGCUGAAAUCCUGCGUUGCACGGUGAAGGCCCUGAAGGAGGGCCAUGUUGUUGCUGUGCCCACAGACACAAUCUACGGCCUGGCAUGUCUGGCCCAAAACUCUGAAGCCAUCAGAAAAACCUACAACAUCAAAGGUCGAAAUGGACACAAACCACUGGCCAUCUGUGUAGGAGAAGUCCAGGAUAUUUAUAAGUACUGCAAGGUGAAGGUGAAGAAAGAGCUGUUAGGUGACCUGCUGCCUGGUCCCGUCACUCUGGUGUUUGAAAGGUCUGAAACGCUGAACACAGAUCUCAACCCCUUUACCUCACUUGUAGGUGUACGUAUCCCAGACCAUGCCUUCAUGAGGCGCCUUUGCCAGAUGUGUGGGGAGCCACUGGCACUUACCAGCGCCAACAUCAGCUCAUACACCAGCACUGUGAAAGUACAUGAGUUCCAAGAACUCUGGCCUAACCUAGCAGUAGUGGUGGAUGGCGGACCAAUAGGAGACCAGAGCCGUGCAGGUUCAACGGUGGUCGACUUAUCCCAAUUUGGUAAAUACAACAUCAUCAGGCCAGGCUGUGCCCUCUCUUCUACGGUUGAUGUGCUGGAGCGCAAAUAUGGACUGUCAGAGGACUCGGGAAAAUGACCUUUGAGCUCUCCACACUCCACAACACAUGCUGAGACGCACAAAUAGCUUUGACCUUGGGGCUUGGUCAGAAAAGAUGAAUCCUUUUGAUGUUCACACAGAAGAAUUUAGUGUUUCUCAGGAAAGACUAAACAUCAUGAACAAUUCAGGUCUUAAACCACUGGUAUUGUUCUGGCUGCUGCUUUAAGGUCUGAUGUUACUUUUUUCUUUUGAUGAACAUAUUUUCUGCCUUACUUUGUGUGUACUAUCCUGGGAUUAUGUGGGAUUUUAAACUGAGUAUUGUAAUUGUAAAAGUUUUUUUUUUUUUUUUGCAAUUAUAAACAAAAAACAUUUUUUGAAUUUUCAAAGCAGUUUAACUAAGAAUACAGUGGUUUCAGUUAAUAUUUUGACAUACUAUUUUGAUGAGGGUUAUGCGUCAUAGGCCCCCCAUAUAAGACCUGAAUAAAUCUUUCUGAUAACAUAAAAGGAUAGGAGUUCAUUGACUACGCAUGAAAUUUUUAUGAGUUCAGAACAGUUUUUAUUAAAUUAUGAAUCCCCUGUAUUUAUUUUGUCAGUUUGAACUGUGCGAGGCUCUUACUACAGUUGGUCCCCAGCUUCAGUUACAAUAACUCUGUUUUAUGUUGUAGCUUAAACUACAUGUACAAGUUAGAAGAUACUGUAAUACUUAAGAGUCAUGUUCGUUCACACACAGACCAAGUGGAUGCAUACUAUGAAAUACUGAUCUGAUGUAAAUUUGUUUUGAUGGAAUGUAUAAGCUUGGCACAGCCACAAUAAAAGGUGUUUUUUUUUUCA